Molecule: messenger RNA, 867 nt
Organism: Myotis davidii
Lineage: Eukaryota; Metazoa; Chordata; Mammalia; Chiroptera; Vespertilionidae
Product: gastrula zinc finger protein XlCGF7.1-like
Exons: 1
Coding region: 1-867 (288 amino acids)
Cellular component (GO): nucleus
Source: RefSeq, a predicted model, not a curated record
AUGCAAGAAGUCUUAAGGCCAGUGACAGACCCCCACAAGGAGAUGAACCCUAAAUGCAAUGAUUUGGGGUCAGAUAAUAGUCUACGCUCAAGGGUUUUACAUGAGCGAGUCUCUCUAGUAGGUGUUCUCCAUAACAGUGAUACACACAGACUAAAAGACCCCAGGAAUCAAACUGGGAAGAACCAUUAUGAAUAUAGUGGAUGCAGGAACACCAAGAAUUGGGAUCUUGCACGUGACUAUGUUCAUCUGAAAGCAAAGCCCUAUGUGUGCACACAGUGUAGGAAAACCUUCAGCUGUACAUCAGACCUCAUGCAGCACCAACAGAUUCACACUGGAGAACAGCCUUUUGAGUGCAAAGAGUGUGGGAAAACCUUUCGCAACAGUUCUACUCUCAGGCAACACAUGAAGAAUCACACUAAAGAGAAGCCCUAUGAGUGCAAUAAAUGUGGAAAGGCCAUCCAUCAGUCUAAUUUAAUUAAGCAUCAGAAAACUCACACUGGAGAAAAACCCUUUUUAUGCAAAGACUGUGGGAAAGCAUUUUGCUACAAGUUUAAUUUGGGUCAACAUAUGCAGAUUCACACGGGAGUGAAGCCCUAUGAGUGCAGUGAAUGUGGGAAAGCUUUUCGUCGCAAGUCACACCUCACAGAGCACCAGCGGAUUCACACAGGAGAGAAGCCCUAUGAAUGCACUAAAUGUGGAAAAUCUUUCUCCUUCCACUCUGGUUUUGUCCAGCAUAGUUGGAUCCAUACUGGCGAGAAACCUUUUAAGUGCAAAGAAUGUGGGAAAACCUUUUGCUCCCAGUAUAAUUUGCGUCAACACAUGAAAGUUCACAUUGGAGGGAAGCCCCAUGAAUGCAAUAAAUGUUGA